UCGUAUUGCAUCAUACGCCGCAUCGCAUUGUUUACAUCUUGUCAACAUGUGGCGGUCUCUUUCUUCCUUAUCUUGAAUGGAAGUUGGAGUGAAUCUUACGCACAGUGUCGUAUAGAAAUAAGUUAAAGCGGUCUUCUCAAUAUCUAAUCGUCUUUUAAACGAUUUGAAGGUAACAUACGAAGGUUUGGACCAAACACGUGGCGAUUCUAAUUUAAUUUGAAACAAGAUUUUAUUUAAGACAUUUAAUUAUGGAAUUAUCAAACGGUAAUAAACAUAAGGAAGAAGAGACAACAUUGGAUUAUGAUCCCAAUGCAGUUCCGUGGUGGACAUCAUGUCGCUUGGCCCUGGCAGUGCUGGGUUUCUUUGGUUUCCUAAACGUGUACGCACUUCGUAUCAACAUGAGUAUCGCUAUAGUGUGCAUGGUGAACCACACGGCAAUCAAAGGACUGGAAGCAGCAGCCAACACUUCUAGUAACGGGACAAUUAUUUCUGCUUCGGAGGCGAGCAGAUGUGGCCUUCUUACCACUGACGAGUCUGGAAACCUCACUACAACUUCAAAAAAUGCUGAUGGCGAAUUUGUAUGGGAAGAGCAGACUCAGGGUUUCAUCCUAGGCUCUUUCUUCUGGGGCUACCUGCUGACCCAGAUUCCUGGGGGUUGGUUGGCAACGAAGAUUGGCGGGAAGCGUAUCUUCGGUUACAGCAUGCUCCUGGCAACCAUUGCCACCUUCUUGACACCAGUUGGUGCUCAAACCCACUAUGUAUUCCUUAUAGUGCUGAGGGUCAUUGUGGGAAUUGCAUCGGGUGUGUGUUACCCGUCCAUGCACGCCAUCUGGGGCAACUGGGCACCACCUAUGGAGCGGAGUAAACUUGUCUCCUUUACUUAUGCUGGUGCCCAGGUUGGUAACGUGGUCACGUUCCCGUUGGCAGGCAUGCUGUGUAAAUACGGGUUUGCUGGCGGCUGGCCUUCCAUCUUCUAUGUCCUCGGUAUCCUUAGUAUGGUGUGGUUUGUGCUAUGGAUGAUUUUUGUAAGCGAUUCACCGAACCAACAUCGCCGUAUCUCACAUGCAGAGAAGUCCUAUAUUGCCCACUCCCUCAGCAGAACUUCCAAGGAUGAAGAAAAUAAGAGUGUUUCUGUGCCGUGGUGCAACUUUGCGAAGUCGAUGCCAGUGAUGGCAAUUCUGGUAGCUAACAUCACGACUGACUGGGGCCUGUACACACUGCUCACCAAGAUACCCUCGUACAUGAGUGAUGUACUCCAUCUUGAUAUUCAGGCGAACGGCCUGUAUUCUGCAUUGCCGUACCUCGUUCUCUGGUUGACUAUCAACGCGUCUGGUUGGUUGGCAGACUUUCUCCAGUCCAAAGGAUGCAUGUCACUGGUCGUUACACGGAAGUCUUUCACCCUGUUUGGUAUGCUCGUUCCGGCUGUGCUACUGAUAGGACUGGGUUAUGUGGACUGUACCCAACCUAACGUAGCUAUCACCCUUCUGGUUCUCGGCGUGUCCCUGUCUGGGGCCCAGUACAGUGGCUGGGUAGUAAACCAUAUGGACAUUGCCCCUGCGUUUGCUGGUGUGCUCUUCGGCAUCUCCAACUCGAUUGCUGCAGUGACAGGAUUCCUGUCUCCUGUUGUGGCUGGAGUUCUUACUGAGGAAAAGACGAGAGAAAACUGGCAGAAGGUGUUCUAUGUGGCAGCAGGUGUGUACGUAUUUGGCGCAGUGUUCUACGCCAUCUUUGCGUCCGGGACAGUACAGGCAUGGGCAGUCACCAAGGAGACAACGGAACAUGGGGAAGAGGUCAAUGUGGAACUGCUUGACUACAAGGCGACAAAUGGAACGAAAAAGGAUCUUGAAAAUGGUGGGGCCUCUGAUGCUGAUCCUAUUGUAUAAGUAGUCAAUGUUUAGGGGCCUUUUGCUGGCCUUUUUGAUUUCCUUAUUAGAAUGCUUAUAGCAAAAGGCUACUUAACGCAUACAUGCCUGAAUUUUUUAGGUCCAAAGCGGGACAUUCCAUAAAAAAUUGUCGGGACAUUUGACCAAAAAGCAGGACACCUAAAACGAUCUAUCAUUCCACCUUUACUGUAGUCAGUAUAGUACUAACAAAAACUCUUGAUACUUUUAUUCAAGACAUAAAACAUCUGAUAUGAAGCAUGAAAUCUAAAACAUAAUAACAGUUUUAUUAAAUAAGACAUUAGCAAACAACGAAGAUAAUAUUCAUCUUUUUAGAGUACAAAAUCUGGAACAUUACGACAACAAUACUCAUUAUAUUACUUUCAAUGGCAAACAUUAACGCAGGGGAGGCUAUCCAGUACACUGAAAGUACGGGUUACAGUAAACUAUUACAAUAACACAAGACCACUUUUACUGUUUGUUGCGAUGUUUUUUUAAGCAUGUAUCCAUGCGCAGUUUGUUACCA
Molecule: messenger RNA, 2406 nt
Organism: Dreissena polymorpha
Lineage: Eukaryota; Metazoa; Mollusca; Bivalvia; Myida; Dreissenidae
Product: sialin-like
Exons: 10
Coding region: 249-1883 (544 amino acids)
Biological process (GO): monoatomic anion transport; transmembrane transport
Molecular function (GO): transmembrane transporter activity
Source: RefSeq, a predicted model, not a curated record